UGUUCAAAAUGGCGGAACAGAAUUUUUCGGUGUACACCAGUGCAUCCCUUCCUUUGAUCGGGAUAACGUUUAUAUUUGCGACACUUGUCGCAUAUGCGUUGCAUUAUUUCAAAACUAAACGUCACUUUGAUAAGAUGGCUGGGCCUCCAGCGUUGCCGCUGGUGGGAAACACGCAUCAAUUCGCAGUUGGAGGCGCAGAUUUCUAUGAGCAGAUAAUGAAAUAUAGUAAAGAUUAUGAAGAACAUGGGAUAAUCCGUGUGUGGCUUGGAGAAUCACCAAGGGUCAUCCUUUUUCAUGCCGAUACUGUAGAGGAACUUUUUAACAGUACAAAGCAUUCUGAGAAAUCUAGUGAUUACAGAUUUCUUGUACCCUGGCUAGGGACAGGCCUACUAAUAAGUAAAGGAGAAAAGUGGCAUACAAGAAGGAAGAUGUUGACUCCAGCUUUUCAUUUCAAGAUUCUGAACAAUUUUCUUAAUGUGAUGUGUGAGCAGGCAGACAUUAUGGUCAACAAGAUGGCAAAACACACAGGAGGAUCUGCCUUUGAUGUAUUUCCCUACAUCACUCAUUGUGCAUUGGAUAUCAUUUGUGAGACGGCUAUGGGGCAGACAGUUAAUGCCCAGCAGGACAGUGAUUCUGACUAUGUCAAGGCAGUCUACAGGCUUUGUUAUCUAGUGUCCGAGAGGCAGAAGCAACCAUGGUUUUGGCCCAGCCUCAUUUAUGACAUAUUUGGUGAUGGAAAAGAAACCAAAGAAUGUCUACGAGUGCUUCAUAAUUUUACUAAUAAGGUUAUUGCUGAACGAAAGGAACAGUUUCAAAAAUCCCUCAUCCAAGACAGGAAGAAAACGCUGGAACAGUACAGUGAGGGAGGUGAAGAACAUUUGUCGAUAGGUGGACGUAAAAAGUUAGCAUUGCUUGACAUGUUGCUUCACAGCUCAGAGACUGAGACUCCUCUUACAGAUGAAGAUAUUAGGGAGGAAGUGGAUACAUUCAUGUUUGAGGGCCAUGAUACCACAGCAGCAGGGGUGACCUGGGCCAGUUAUUUUAUUGGCGCUUACCCAGAAGUUCAGCAAAAGCUCCAUGAAGAGAUGGACAGCAUAUUUGGUGACAGCGACAGAAGAGCUACACCACAAGAUAUUGCACAAAUGAAGUACUUGGAAUGUGUGAUUAAGGAAGCCUUACGCAUAUACCCAUCAGUGCCUUUUCAUGCCAGAACCUUCACUGAGGAUUGUGAGAUCAAAGGUUUCAAGAUUCCAAAGGGAACUGAAGGUAUUAUUCUUGUGACAGCUCUACAUCGGGAUGCCAAGUAUUUCCCUGAUCCUGAAAAGUUUGAUCCUGAUCGAUUCCUGACUGAAAACACGCGUAAGAGACACCCGUACAGUUACACUCCCUUUUCCGCAGGAAUGAGGAACUGCAUUGGCCAAAAAUUUGCCAUAAUGGAAGAGAAAGUCAUGCUGUCUGCCAUGUUAAGAAAAUUCAACAUGACAUCAACCCAAAAACGUGAAGAACUUCGCCCAGUGAGUGAAAUCAUCCUGCGUCCUGAGCAUGGGAUUUGGAUAAAGUUGACCCCAAGAAAUGAAGAAUGAAAAAUGACAUGCCAGCAUAUUUUAUAUCUUAGAAAGGAAUUUGAUCAGGCAUAGUUGAUAAGGUGCAUUCAGACACCAAAUCAGAUUAGAUGUGAGCACCAAACUUGACCAUUAAUCUUAUUGUCUGGUUAUUUAAGACAACUGGUUUAGAUUUAUUUUUGUC
Messenger RNA from Lingula anatina, 1746 nucleotides. Its product is annotated as cytochrome P450 4V2. The record is from RefSeq and is a predicted model, not a curated record. Gene Ontology annotation, molecular function: iron ion binding; heme binding; oxidoreductase activity, acting on paired donors, with incorporation or reduction of molecular oxygen. Lineage: Eukaryota; Metazoa; Brachiopoda; Lingulata; Lingulida; Lingulidae.